CAAAAAUAAAUAAAUAAAUAAAUAAGUAAAUAAGCGUGCUCGCUUCCCUACCGAACAAUUCCGCACCCCCACCUUCUUCUCUCGCCAUCUCAAGUGGAGAUCCUCCGAUCCCAUCCCGUUGCUUCCCGCCAUCUCCUCUUCCCGAGAGGUGGUCCGAUCGACGUGAGGAGAUGCUGAGGAAUUUGAUGGAGGAUAAAAGGUUGGAUUUUGAUGCGCCGCUGCUCUCCGUGCGCCGACUUUCCGCUGGAGCCGCCGCAGCGGGGGCUUCUACUGCUCCAUCUACUUCGAAGUUGGAGGACGGCCACCGGAAGGCUGCGGCCGGACAGCCACCGACGAGGAGAUCCUCUCUUCCUUUCCAUAAAUCGGACUUGAAAUCGGGCCCGGUGGGAAAUCCCGGCGUCAUCCCUUUCGUUUGGGAACAGACCCCCGGGCAGCCCAAGGACGAGGUGAGCUCCAGUUCCGUCGCCGUUGGUCGGCUGCCAAUGGCUUUGAAGCUUCCUGCUGAUAGGAUCUUGAAGGAGAAGGAGGCUGAUGGGCCGCGAGCCACCGCCGGGGCAUCCGUGAGGGUAGGCACUAGCGUCCGGACUCAGAAAGCUGCCACCCAAAUUGCUUCAGAUGAAAGCACAGAGAAAGCUCCUGAGAUCCCCAAGGGUGGUGAGGAGAAGGUAAAGGAAGAGGAGAUGAAGCAGAAGCCGGUUCCGGCAGACCGCCGCAAUGACGAGGAUGAUGAUGAAGAUGAGGCCUUUUCGGAUGCGCUCGACACACUCUCCCGGACCGAAUCUUUCUUCAUGAAUUGUAGUGUUAGCGGCCUUAGUGGAAUUCCUGAAUCGGCGAUGCCUUCGGGAAGCUUUUCGACGGAUCCCCAGGUCCGGGAUUUCAUGAUGGGAAGAUUUUUGCCAGCCGCCCAGGCCAUGGCCACGGGCUCGCCGCAGUAUACCUUCAGGAAAGGAACUCCCCCGGCUCGUGAGCCGCCUACGAGGCCUGCUGAAAGGGUUGUGAGUCGGGAUCAUCGUCGGCCGCUUCCACUUCCUUACCAGAAAAGGCCUAAUUUUGUUCAGCAAUAUGCUCAAGAGCAUGAGGGAGGGGAUAGCUAUGAUGAUGAGGAGGAAGAGGAGGACUGUGAUGAAACUGACCGUUUGCCAUCAAAGGCUUGUGGGUUGCUCCCCAGGUUUUGCGUAAAGAGUUCCUUUUGCUUGCUAAAUCCGGUCCCUGGAAUGAAGGUUCGGCCCCGCCUGCCUGCGCCACUUGGAAGGAGGAUAGGUAACCCACGGAUCAAAACUUUUCAUCACGGAUCUUUGGGUGAAGCUGGAGAUGAGGAUUCAUGGGAAGCAGUUUAUAAGCACAAGCUAGGACAAAGGUAUCAACCCCAAGUGGAGGAUGGGAGGAGUAAGUCAACUAGUGAAUCGAAGCAGCUUACUUACUGGAGUGAUUCCCCAACAGCAGAUGGAUCCUCUCCUUGCCGUCGUUCCACAGGUGGUGGAAUAUCACCCAAUCCGAAUGAAGCUCCUCCAUUACCUUUUGAAGGGAAGGGUUUUCUUGGAGUUCCAAAGAGAGGAAGGAAGAGUAGCAAGACAGAUGGCUCUGACUCAUGUGAGAGAGAUGGUGAGAACUAUUGGGAAAUGACACCUCCUCAAAGUAGCCAGCAGGGAUCAGGAUCAAGGAGCCCUGCAUUGGAGAAAACUCUCUAUGUUGAUUCUGUAAAUAUGCUCGAAACUUCAGAUUCAAAUUCAAGCUCGUUAUAUAUAGCUACAGACACCAGGGUAACGUUAAACUCCAGUGAGAAGGAUUCUGAGGUUGGAAGAGAUACGCAAAGAAUGCAAGAAAAUUCUGCUGUCAAAAGUCAUGAAGAAAAUGCAUUGCAGCCUAAGGACUCUGAGGUUGUGGAACUUGGCUUGCCAUUUUGCUCAGAAAAAUCAGAUCAUGGAGAGAUGGAUGGGAAUAAUAAUAUCAAACACAAUGCAGAUCGUGAUGGUCCCCUGCCUUCCGGCGAAGGAGAUAUACUCAAAAAUGAUGUUAAUGAUGGUGGUCCACUGCCUUUGGAAGAGGGAGCUCUGCAUAAGACUGAUGUUAGUUCUCUGCAGUCUCUUCUCCCUCCCCCGUUGCCUAAAUCACCUUCUGAGUCCUGGCUUUUUCGUACGUUGCCUUCUGUAUCAUCAAAGAAUCCACCACAGUCAUUUUUGGGUCUUCAGUUCCAGCCUCGAAAACAAGCUUUCCAGGCAUCCUCUACUAACCAGAAGCGAGAUAGCAAUGCUAAACCUUCUGUAUCACACCAUCGGCGGAGACAAUUUGCUGAGGUGCUACCAAAGCCUGUCUCACCACGGUCUGAAAUUUGAGAUAUGAAGAAGAUAUUCUUUCUCAUUUCUUGAUCACCGUGGUAUUCUAGUAUUGUAAUUUGCAAGACCAGAGACAACAAAAGGUGCAAGUGAACCAGGACAAAUCCCGGAGCAUAUGCACGGUGGAUAGUGCGCAAUCGGGAAUUGGUGAAAUACAAGGGGUAGCGUGGCGUGUUAUCCACCGUGGGAUUUGGCGCAGUCCAAUUGCACCUGGUGCAUGCAAUGCGAAGGCCUGUAUGAAUUAGUUUCAAGACUAUUCCUGCUGUGGAGAACUAUCUGUAUUUGAUUUUAUAGAGCAAUGCAUCGAGGAUGAGAGAUACUGUUGACAUGGUUUGAUGGAAGCUCAAUGAUGAAAAAAAACACCCUUUUUUUAAAUCAAAAAAAGAAGAAGAGGAAGAAGAAGAUAGAGGCCACCUUUAAAAGAGCAGUCAUAGAUGGGAUAUGCAUAUAAUAACACUGUGGAUAAGCUUAUUGCGUAUAUAACUAUUUGACAAUUAGUUUUUGGCAGGUUGACGAGAUUAAUGUAGCACUUGCUUGUUCAUCAUUAUAUCAUCAUGGUGAGUCAUGUAUUAGCAGUACACAGUUUCAUUUGGGCUCAUUUAGAAAGAUAAAUCUAGCUUUUUUGUAAACUCUAACUCUAAAUUUAGCAAUCAAUCGAAGGCAGAUUUCCUA
Messenger RNA from Elaeis guineensis (African oil palm), 3005 nucleotides. NCBI's taxonomy places the organism in Eukaryota, Viridiplantae, Streptophyta, Magnoliopsida, Arecales, Arecaceae. The record is from RefSeq and is a predicted model, not a curated record.